Labeo rohita (rohu) is the source of this 2612-nucleotide messenger RNA. RefSeq names its product UBAP1-MVB12-associated (UMA) domain containing 1 (gene umad1). The transcript is spliced from 4 exons. Bases 465 to 881 code for a protein of 138 amino acids. The record is from RefSeq and is a predicted model, not a curated record. NCBI's taxonomy places the organism in Eukaryota, Metazoa, Chordata, Actinopteri, Cypriniformes, Cyprinidae.
UCUGUUUUGCAGAAUCUUUUCAUCAUGGGUUUAAGUAGUGUGCUUGGCAACAGGAACGCAAACCGUACAUGAUGUAACGUUAUGUAAUUAAACCGGUCCAGAGUGCAACUUACUUCAUGUGUCCCAGUCUUUAGUCAGUACUUUAGGGUAGAAUUGUAGGAUAGAAAUUAACCCAAGCCAGACUGCAGGACUACAACUCGCUCAGCUGGAAAAGGACGAAAUGAGCUCAGGCUGAUGGGACGGACACAUCCAAUAUAUUUACACAGCAGCUUUCCCCAGAGGUGAGCAGACGCUCAGCAAGACAUUCAGCUCUGUGAUUCUCAGGAGCAACAAGAAGGGGCUGGGUUUCAUUUUCAAGGAGGAAUUACACCAUCUGCAGCUCCACACAGGGAAGAGAUGUAAACAACAGGUCCUGCGUAGAGGAUGUGUGUAUAUAUCAUACAGCGUACUGUUAGUGUCUGGUUAUGAUUCCAAGGUGUUGCAGGUUUCUGUCAAGUAACGUCGCUGAUUAUGGCUGUGAAACUGUUGAGGAGCAACGACAGAAGAUUCAGUCCAUGAACAUUGUGCAGCCCGCAACAAAUGUAAUAGUGCAACCAUCUAAGCCAUCCAGUGCCGGGAACAGAGGAAUUACAGAGACGGCUCAGCCUUCCUCCCAGCCCACAACUGCCAAGACGUCUUCAGAAACACACGCCGUAGACGCCACCCCGGCCCUGCCUGAGCUUCUAGGAGACAUACCUUUCACUUUAGCACCACACAUUCUGGCCAUGCAGGCAGGCCUGCCCUUUGUCACAGAUAUCACCUUGCCUCACGACAUAAAUGACAAACUAGCCAACUUUCGUUAUGACUUCACCUUGGAGAACUCAGUUCUUUGUGAGCCGUGACUCUUUGCAUAUCAGUUAUAUUGUUGACACGUGAUGUACUAUGAGACUUCGGUUGUCAAGAUUCUCUUUUGCCUCUUCAGAUCUAGUAUAGCUGACAAAAUCAGUCACUGACUAAAGGGUGUUGGGCUCAAAUGAACAUAUUGUCCUGUUAGUUUAAAUAAGUUAGCAUCAAGACGGUUUACAGUCUCUCAGGAUCUCGCACUCGAUCGUGCGAGAGGAGCGUCACAGCUUUGUUUUAACGCAGUAGACGCGUACAACCUGCGGCUUUACAUUUUUCAAAUGUAGUUCAAAUUUUACGGGUGUAAAAUCUGUGCAAUUUUGACUCUGUGGGGUCCUGUAGCAUGAGAUGAUAUGCUGAACCGAAAUAGGGUUGUUUUGAAACUGCUAUGUUUCUUAGAAGUUGCAUUAGGCUGCAACCCUGUCUGUGUUUGCCUUCCUCAGUUUUUUCUUACUUCUGCAAAGACUCUAUAAUUUAUGAAAUCGGUUUUGACAUUUGCUUGCACAUCAUGAACUAAAAGCUGUCGUGAUGCACAGGAGAAUUAUUUUAUAGUAAUCUAUCUUUUCAACAUACCACAAUAGAGGUAUUAAAUGAAAAAACAAAUUAUAUUUUAAAAAUAUAUAUUAAAAUGCAAUCAUAAUGGCCUUUUGGCUAGUCCACUAUUUACUGUAACUCUACAGUCAGUGCUAAUAAACCAUUAAGGUGAAGCAAAAACGUUUCUCUUUAUGCUAUUGGUCAGUCAGUGGCUUAAACUGUCGCUAUUGGUUAAGUCAUUGUUGCUGUGCCAGGUUGGCAUGCUUAACAGAACAAUAUCGUGAUAGUGAGGUAGUGUUUGGACUUUAGAAUGUUGUUACUUGUAGUUGUCUCUGCAUAUCAAGCUGGGAUAUGAAGUAUUUUUACAUCACAAAGAUCACUUUAAGUUACAGGUUGCACUUAAAAUCAAGACAAUGCAGUUCUCAUUAUAAAUAGGCCAAUAUCUCUUUGUAGAAGUGUGCUUUUUGUUCUUUUGUUGGUAUGAAUAUGCAUACCUCGACUGAUGUUGUUUGGUUUUAAUGCAUGACGUUUUGAAGAUCUGUCUACACAUGACACACCCCGUUUUAGGAGGCAGAUAUGUAUUCUGAACAAAGUUUGAUUGCAAAAACAUGCAUAUGGGUUUUAGUAGGAUUUACUGUUCUGUUUGAAUAGGCCACGUGGUUGUUGCGCAGUUUUUUUCGGUUUCUUUCAUCUGGAUUUCAGUUCGUGAAUGGGUAUCAUAGUGCGUGCUGCUAUUUACACAAAUGCACUCAGGAGUUUCGCUGUGUCUCCUUUACAUCCUCUGUACUUUACUUGAUAGCGGUUUCGUUUAUUUACUCAAUACCACUCAAAUCUCACUUUUGGUUAUUAAAAAUAUGUAUACUUUUAUUAGUCUGUUUUGACGUGUCUGUCUUUUCGACAUGGUUGUUUCAUCUAUGCUUCCUCCUAUGUAUCUGACCUAUCCUUUUCAAAACACUGUAUUGAAAUAAUCAAGUUUGCAUUGUGCUGUGUUUGCUUUAAAAAAUGUCUGUAUGAUAAUUUAAUGCCACUUCUUCAGGUAAAUAUUAUGCCAUCACCUUAACCUUUGUUGGAUGCUUUAUUGAUUCAUAUCUGGAGCAGAAUUUAUCACUGAUUUUGAUCCCACAUGAUGUUUAUGCUAAAUUCUGAGCAUGAGUGCAAUGUAAUAUGAUGUUGUUUCAUUAAAACCUUAUUUGAUAGCA